CUUUUCUCAACCUCUCAAUCUGGGCCUCCUCUGGCUCCUGUCGCGGUAAUUGAGCUGAACUUCCUCCCCUCCCGUCACCGCUGGGCGCCUUUGCGGAAAGGAGGUGUGCGUUGUCUGUUUGCUGCGAUUGAUCCCCGCGCCAUACCGUCUUGUGCGUUUCGUUCCGAGUGGUUUUAUUCCCCCCCGAGUCCAGCGAUAUCACUGGGGUCCCGGCCCAAGCUUCCAGCAGCGCGCCAGAAGCUUGUUGCGGUCUAUUGCGGCCAAGGGAAGAGCGGGAAGUGGAGUGUCAAAGACGGGAGGACCAUCCCGUCGCUGUUUGAAUAUCUACCUUGCUUCUAAUCCUGUCCGACGACGAUUCGACUAGCCCACCAUGUCCGACGCCGACAGUUUCGAGGUUGUCCAGCACGCGGAUGCUCCUGCGGCUGCAGCUGCGGCUGCGCCCGCGUCCGAGCAGGAGCCGGCAGCUGCGCAGACCCCCACCUCACCGACUGCUACUCCCGGAAAGAAGGCGACCACGGCUACCGAAUCUUCAAAGCGCACUGGCGCCCCUGCCGCCCCUGCCGCUGCAUCUGCCCGCCGACCGGCAGCGACUGGUGCCGCCAGCACCAAGUCGGCCACAAGCUCGACCAAGAGCUCGACGACGACACGGACGAGCACCACUGCCGGCCUCAGCAAACCCCCGACACGGCCCACCGCAGGCACGACCGCUGCUAAGCGGCCGCCGACUGCUGCGUCGACUGUCUCGCACCGCUCCCAGCCGUCCGUGUCCGAAGACGAGAAGAAGCGGGCUUCCAUCUCGGGGACAACUGGGGCAGCGCGCCGUGCUUCGACCGCGGCCAGCACUGCGGCCAGCUCGCCAACCAAGCCGAGAACCAGCAGUACAACCGCGGCUACGACUGCGGCUGCGAGGAAGCCCCCGACUGCUUCAGCUACCGCGCCCUCGAAGCCGUCCACGACUCCCUCGAAACCGGCCACCGCUUCCAAACCAUCAGCCACGCCUGCUUCGUCCCCUGGUGCGACAGCCCGUGCUGCCCCUAAGCCCACGAGCACAGGAACCGUGGCCGAGGCGAAGAAGCGGCUGUCAUCCGUCUCUGGAAGUACCAUCAGCGGCGCGCCCCGUCACGCGCCUCGCGCCUCACUUGCAUCAAACGCAUCGUCCAGCGUUACCACUGCUGCCACUGACUCGGCCAAGGAGGUUGAAGAGUUGAAGGCCAAGCUUGCUUCAAGCGAGUCCGAGAUUGCCGAGUUGAAGGCCCAAAUCGAGUCAUCCCAGGCCAAAAUCACGGAGCUCACGGAGAAAGCCGGUGCUGUUGAAGGAGACCGGCCAGUGACCGAAGGCGCCCUCAGCAAGGAGGCCCUCGAGGGGCUGAAGGCGGAGCACGCGGCUGAGCUUGACGCUUUCAACAAGCAGAUUGCCGAGAUCCAGGAGAAGCUGGCUGCUGCCGAAAGCGACCUCGUUGCCCAGAAGACCGAACUUGCCGAUGCGAUCAGCAGCAAGGAGGCCGCUGAGGCCGAACUCGCUGGGCUCAAGACGUCGCUGGAGAAUCUCCAGGCGGAACAUGAGGCCAAGCUGAGCGAAACCGAAGCGAACCUCAGCAGAGCUACCGAAGAUCACGCCUCUAAGCUCGAAGCCCUUCAAAACAGCCUGAAGGAAGAGCACCAGGCGGCUAUCCAGGCAUUGGAGGCCAAGCACGCUGAGGAACUGCAAGGCGGCAACGCGACACUCGUUGCCAACCACCAGAAGGCCAUCGAGGAGCUCAACAGCGCCCACGAGGCUGCGAUCGCCGAGCUGCAAAGCAAGAUCGACGAUCUGACAGCGGCCCAGGCAACGCUCGAAGCUGCUCACGCGGAGAAGCUUGCUGCCGCGACCGCCGCCGAUUCGGCGAAGCUCGAGGCACUGGAGACGGAAAUUAGCGAGCUCAAGGCCAAGCUCGACGCCGCGGAAAAGAGCGCAGAGGUCGCCAAAUCGGAACUGGAGGCGAAGACGGCUGCCGUGGCUGCGCUGGAGGCUAGGGUUGCCGAGGUGGAAGCCGAACUCUCAGCUGCCAAGGAGGAGGCUGCCAAGGCCACCAGCUCACAUGGCGAUCUCCAGCAGCUCAUCGACCGUCUCAACGAGGAGAGCAAGGCGAAAGACGCCACCAUUGCCAAGAUCAAAGAAGAACACGCCGCUGCGGCCGAUCACCACCAGAAGCAGCUCCAGCAGGUCAGCCAGGACUAUGAGAACGAGAUUGAAAGUCUGCGGGGGGAUGCCUUCUUCAAGCGGCGCUUCGAGGAGCUGGAGGUGAAGCAUAACGAGCUCACCAAGGCCCAUGAGGAGGCUGUCGAGAGCCAUGCUAGGGCGCUGGAGGCCGCCAAGGCCGAGCACGACGCUGCCGUCAAGGCGUUGGAGAUCAAGGAGGCGGAGCACCAGCAGGCCCUUGAUGCUCUGAGGGCGAGCCAUGCUGAGGAGCUGGAAGGGGCCAAGAGCUUGGCGAGGCAGGCGCAGGAAGCCAGUGCUGAGGAAAUCCAAACCCUGAAGGACAGUCACGCUAGCCAGAUUGACGCCCUGAAGGCCGAGAGCGAAACCAACCUUGCCAAGGAACUUGAGGCCCUGAAGGCGACGCAUGCGGAGAUCCUUGACACCCUGAAGAAGGACGCCGAAGCAGAGAAGGCGCAGCUGCUUGCCCGACAUGCCGACGAGCUCGCCGCUGCCAAAGCAGCCGGCGAUGACAGCCAGGCCACGAUGAUUAAACAGAUUAGGGAGGAACUCGAGGCGAAACAUGCCGAGGACUUGGCGAAAUUGACCGCCCAGCUUGAGGCGACUAGCGGCCUGCAAAGUGAGCUCGAGGCGAAGCAUUCCGAGGUGGCGAAACUACAGGCUGAGCUCGGGGCCGCCAGCAGUCUCAGCCAGGAGCUGGGCGCCAAGCAUGCGGAAGAAGUCGAGAAGCUGACGGCGCAACUUGAGGCGGCUGCCGGCUUGAAAGAAGAGCUCCAGGCCAAGCAUGCUGAGGAAGUAGCCCAACUGGUCGCUCGGCUCGAGGCUGUCAGCGGCUCCAAGGAAGAAUUCGAGGCCAGGCACGCGGCGGAGAUCGCGAAGCUGACGGCUGAGCUCGAAACCGCCAAGAACCUCCAGCAGGACCUCGAGGCCGCGCAAGCCAAGCUUGCCGAGGCAGAGGCUAGCCAUUCGUCUGCCCUCGAGUCUUUGAAGAAGAGUCUCGAGGAUGCGCACGCAGCCGAGGUGGAGAAGCUUAUCGCGCUGAACAACCAGGCUCAGGAGGCCCUGAGAGCGGAGGGGGCGACGAGCACUCAGGCCCAGCUCGACGCCUUGCGACAGGAGCAUGCGCGCCUGGUUGAGGAGCUGACUGCCAAGUACGAGGCGGAUGCCUCGUCCAGGUCUGCCGAGUUGGCCAAGGUGGAAGCGGCCAAGCUCGAGGUCGACGCAGCUCUUGAGACCCUCAAAGCCGAGCAUGCCAAGGCACAGGAGGAGCUCGACACGCUCAGCCAGCAGCUCGCGCUAGAGAAGAUGGAGAAAUUCACCGCCCAGGCUGAGCUCGACGCCGCGAAGAAUGCCAAGCCCGACACCACCGAGCUGGACGCCCUCCGGGAGCAACUUGCCGUCCUCACCGCGGCCCACGAGAAGGAGAUUGCUGAGCUCAAGACGAGCCACGAGGAGGCGCUUGGCAUUGCCGGCGAGGCGUCCAGCAAGGCAGCCUCGGAGCUUGCCAGAGUCAGGGAGGAGCUGGCCAUGACACAGAAGGAGUUGGAAGCCCACAAGCUCGAGGCCGAGGCUAAGCAGAAGACUUCUGAGGCCGAUUACAAGGACAUGCACGACAGCAUGACGCAGCUUGUCGAGGAGGCGCAGAGCGCGGCGGCCGAGGCGCAGAAGAAGCUCACGGACGCGGAGCAGCGUUUUGCCGAGGCAGACCAGAAGAUCGCGGAGCUCACGGCGCAGCUGAAGGUCAGGAAUGCGGAGCUGGCCGAGGCUAGGGCUCGGGCCGAGGCACCCAAAGGCCUCGCGGCCAGCCGGUUCGCCAACCUCCCCGACGACGAGACCAACAACAACAGCAACAACAGCGAAGGCGCUAGUGGCCAGGAGGAAGCUCGCUAGAGUCGAAAAGUCGAUCAGCCAGCUCAAGGACUUUGACGAAGAGCUCGCAAGCCAGCACCACCAGAUGCUCAAGUCCAUCACCGACUUCAAGAGGCCGUCUUGAAAAGC
Molecule: messenger RNA, 4195 nt
Organism: Thermothielavioides terrestris NRRL 8126
Lineage: Eukaryota; Fungi; Ascomycota; Sordariomycetes; Sordariales; Chaetomiaceae
Exons: 4
Coding region: 371-4087 (1238 amino acids)
Source: RefSeq, a predicted model, not a curated record